AUGUCCAGACGUGUGCACUCUGAAUCUCCUCCUCCCCGUAGUGCCAAAAGAGCGAAGAUGGAACAACUGACAUUGGAAAGCUUCAAGAAUGGAGUGGUUCUCGCUCCUAUGGUUCGUUCUGGUGCUCUUCCUUCUCGGUUGUUCGCUUUAAAGCACGGAGCGUCCCUCGUAUGGGCUCCGGAAACUAUAGACAAGGCGAUUCUGCAUUCCGAACGAGUUGUUGACCCGGUUACCGGCGUCGUUUCAUAUAAUGGCAAAUCCCGAGCUAUCUGGACAACUCAUCCUAUCGAAAAGCCUUACUUGAUCUAUCAAAUUGGAUCUGCAGACCCUGAGUUAGCUGUACAGGCUGCAAAGACAGUGAUGCAGGAUGUAUCUGGUUUCGAUCUUAACUGUGGAUGCCCAAAACCGUUUUCUACGCAUGGAGGAAUGGGUGCAGCUUUGCUCACUAAUCCGGACCUUCUCUGCUCCAUCCUCACCGCUCUCCGAGAAGCAAUGCCACCAGAAAUCACAGUGACGGCUAAAAUUCGUCUUUUACCAUCACAAGAAGACACGCUAAAGCUCGUUGAACGAAUAAUAAACACUGGGGUUAGCGCUUUGACUGUUCAUUGUCGGACGAGAAACAUGAGGGACAGGGACAGAGCAAUGAUCGAACGAUUAAAGGAAAUUGUCGAGUUCGUCAAAGGAAUGGGGAAGGACGUUGCCGUUAUCGAAAAUGGAGACUGUCUUGGUGCAGAGGACGCAAAACGCGUUCGAGAAGCGACAGGCGCACACUCUGUGAUGAUUGCACGAGCAGCUGAAUGCAAUCCUUCUUGUUUCUCAAAUACUCCUCUCACUGAUAUCCAUGAAACUCUCGUUCCCGCGUAUCUCCGCUUGUCCAAGUAUCUCGACAAUAAUUGGAGUUUGACCAAAUUCUGUUUAUCCCAAUUCAAGAGUUCACACACGAAACCAAAUGGGAAGGCGGACGAGAAGCGGGUUAGGGAGAGUAUCGUGAAAUCGCGUUCGUUUGAUGAAGUGGUUGGCAUUGCUGGUGGAUGGACUGGCGAAGAAGAUUUCAAGGAGAUCGUCCGUGCCAUUGAGGCACGAGAGGGAAAGUUGCACGACGAAGCCGAACCUUCUACAGCAGAUGCUGAAGUUUACAUCACGCCUCCCGGAACGCAGAAUCCUCAUCCACCAGCCUCUGGUGCUCCGCUGAUUGCUGAUGUUCAGAGGACAUUGCCCGUGCUCAUAUCUGGGAAGGACCCUUUGACACCCACGCCGACCGGUCCCACGCCGCUGGUGAUGCCGGUUCUUUAG
Messenger RNA from Lentinula edodes (shiitake mushroom), 1293 nucleotides. RefSeq lists its product as uncharacterized. The coding region runs from base 1 to 1293 and encodes 430 amino acids. The record is from RefSeq and is a predicted model, not a curated record. The transcript is spliced from 4 exons. Gene Ontology annotation, molecular function: tRNA dihydrouridine synthase activity. NCBI's taxonomy places the organism in Eukaryota, Fungi, Basidiomycota, Agaricomycetes, Agaricales, Omphalotaceae. Gene Ontology annotation, biological process: tRNA dihydrouridine synthesis. Gene Ontology annotation, cellular component: cytoplasm.